AUGUCGGCCAUCUACAAUCUCGAGCCACAACCGACGGCGUCGGCCAUCAUCCACACGACUCUCGGCGAAAUCUCAAUCGAACUGUUUGCGAAACAAACACCAUUAACAUGCCGAAACUUCCUUCAGCUAGCACUCGACGGCUACUACGAUAACACCAUAUUCCAUCGUCUCAUUCCCGGCUUCAUUCUCCAAGGUGGUGAUCCGACUGGGACAGGACAUGGAGGAGAAUCCAUCUACGAUGGCGGCGCAUACAGCGGUGAUCUGGAUCCAUGGCCAAUGGACCAGCGAAGAGGACAGAACGCCGGCCCCGACGGCAUCAACUUCAAGGAUGAGUUCCAUUCGCGUCUCAAGUUCAACAGGCGAGGAUUGCUAGGCAUGGCGAACGAAGGAAAACCGGACACCAAUGGCAGCCAGUUCUUUUUCACUCUCGGCAAGGCUGAAGAGUUGAAUGGGAAGAAUACCGUGUUUGGGCGCGUGGCGGGCGAUACCAUCUACAAUUUGGCCAAGAUUGGCGAGUCGGAGGUCAAUGACGAGCGGCCACUAUAUCCGAUCAAAAUCACCCAUAUCGAGAUCCUCAUCAACCCUUUCGAUGAUUUGAAGAAGAGGGAGAAGAAGCUACGCCAGCAAGUAGCAAAACCAGCUCCCGUGGAGAAGAAGCAGAAAAAGAGAAAACCAGCCAAGCAGUUGUUGAGCUUUGGAGACGAAGAGGGUGAGGGCGAUGACCUGCCAGUUCUCAAGAAGCCAAAGUUCGACACAAGAAUUGUCAUGGAUGUAGACGAGGAACCGGCGCCAAAGACGAUGCCGGUCAGAUCUUCAAAGAAGGACUCAAAGCCGACGCACAAGGAUGAUGUGAAAGUCCGUGUGACAGAAGAGCCACCAAAGAACAGAGCGAGGAGUCCAGAUCGUCCGGAGCCUGUUCCGUCAAAGAAACAACGGCCAAAGGUUGAGGAAAGUGACAGGUCAAGUCCCGAACCGGAAGAUGGCAAAAAGAAAACCUUGCUGGAAAGGACUAACGAGGAGAUUGCUGCCGUCAAGGCUUCGAUGAAACGAACAAUUUACACCGAACCGGUGCAGGAGAAGAAGAAGUCGGCCUUGGAGGAAAUGAUACCGGAGACUGCAGUGCGUGGGAGGAAACGGAGACCGGGCACGCAGUCUGCAAAGGAGGAAGAGGAGGCUUUGGCGCUUUUGCGGUCGUUCAAGUCAAAGCUGGAGCAAGCACCAGUUGAGAAGUCGACAGCCCAGCCAGCUAUCAAUUAUGAUGGUGAUGAUGAGGAGGGAGAAGGAGAGGUUUGUGAUCUUCACUUCAUUGCCCAUUGCCAGAGCUGCGAAGCCUGGGAUAAGGAAGAAAAGGAAGAGAGCGAUGACGAAGGGUGGAUGUCUCAUCAGCUCAGCUUUACUGCAGAUAAGCUUGGAAAGGAUCUGAGCUAUCGCAAAAAGGCGGAAGAGGAGCUGGUUGUUAUUGACCCCCUGGCAAAGGCGCAGGCUCUUAAGGAGGGCAAGAAGUCUUCUCGGGAUUCGCGGUCUGGGGGCUCAUCUUCAAGGGCCUGGAACCGGGACCGGGAGCGUGACCGGGCAAGAAGAUAG
Messenger RNA from Podospora anserina S mat+, 1584 nucleotides. RefSeq lists its product as uncharacterized. Gene Ontology annotation, cellular component: catalytic step 2 spliceosome. Gene Ontology annotation, molecular function: peptidyl-prolyl cis-trans isomerase activity. The record is from RefSeq and is a predicted model, not a curated record. The transcript has a single exon. Gene Ontology annotation, biological process: protein folding; protein peptidyl-prolyl isomerization. NCBI's taxonomy places the organism in Eukaryota, Fungi, Ascomycota, Sordariomycetes, Sordariales, Podosporaceae. The coding region runs from base 1 to 1584 and encodes 527 amino acids.